ACAGGCACCACGACCGACAAGAGCUAGAACAUUGCGAGACGUGACUAAAGGUAGCCACUUGAACGCAGCUGCCAAGCAACAGGCAUCAUAUGUACAGUGGCAGAACAUCACUGAAAAGCUUGAACAUACACUGACCCUGAUGGCAGAGAACCAUGUCCCAUCUAUGAUCACAAGAAAACUCUUCCAUCAGGUUUUCUCGUACAUAAAUGUGCAGCUCUUUAACAGUUUGUUGCUUCGCCGAGAGUGUUGCUCGUUUAGCAACGGAGAAUAUCUGAAAAUGGGCUUGCAUGAAUUAGAGCAGUGGUGCAUGAAAACAGAAGACGAGGCAGCACGAUCACCAUGGGAUGAACUUCAACACAUUAGGCAAGCAGUGAAGUUUCUGGUCUUGCAUCAAAAGACACAGAAAUCAUUGGAGGAGAUUACAAAAGAGAUAUGUCCGGUACUAAGCAUUCCACAAGUAUAUAGAAUUGGGACUAUGUUUUUGGACGACAAGUAUGGAACUCAAGGACUCUCCCCUGAGGUGAUCAAGCUAAUGGCGGAAGAUUCAGUGAACAUGACUUACCCUUCUUUCUUGCUAGACGUUGACUCAAGCAUUCCUUUCUCAGUGGAAGAUGUUUCACAGUCCUUCAAUGGCGGGACCAUUAGCCUGUCCGUCGUUGAUCCACCGCCGCUUCUCCGGCAGCGAUCUGAUUUCCACUUCUUGUUUCAGACAUUGCCUGAGUAAGGAGGCAGACAAUUCAAAUUUUAAAUUUUUUUAUUAAGCCACGAUUUUUGCAUAUAUUACAGAAAGUGAGGCUUUUGUCAUUUUCUUUUCAUUUGUUUUCUUUUUUUCUUUGGUAAAAUUUCCAUUUGUUUUCUUAUAAGAAGCAAGAAAGCUUCUCUUCUUUUAUGAUUUUUUUCUUUAUUCUUUGGUUUUUUUUUUGCUUUAUCCUUUACAAUUUACACGUGUGUAUAAGCAAGUUGAGAUUCAAAUGAUACAUGCAUGGUGGGCUCUUUCUUUUUGGUCAAAUGAUAUAUGGAUGUACCGAACACUAUUGUUUGUAUGUUAAUGAGAUUGGAUUUUGUGACA
Raphanus sativus (radish) is the source of this 1069-nucleotide messenger RNA. RefSeq names its product myosin-12-like. NCBI's taxonomy places the organism in Eukaryota, Viridiplantae, Streptophyta, Magnoliopsida, Brassicales, Brassicaceae. The coding region runs from base 140 to 724 and encodes 194 amino acids. The transcript has 7 exons. The record is from RefSeq and is a predicted model, not a curated record.